Molecule: messenger RNA, 1860 nt
Organism: Spinacia oleracea (spinach)
Lineage: Eukaryota; Viridiplantae; Streptophyta; Magnoliopsida; Caryophyllales; Amaranthaceae
Exons: 1
Coding region: 1-1860 (619 amino acids)
Source: RefSeq, a predicted model, not a curated record
AUGGAUGAAGAAGAUGGCGACGAGGAAGACCGGAUGAGUGAUAUGAUGGAUGGGAUUGGAGAUCAUGUAAAACCACAAUCUAAGAUGAUGGAAAACUUGAACGAGGCUGCUAAAACACCGUUGUACCCUGGUUGUACGAAGUUCACAAAGUUGUCUGGUACCUUAGAACUUCAUAAUGUGAAAACAAAGUUCGGUAUCUCUGACGUGGACUUUGAUCAUUUGUUAGCAAAAUUUGAUGAAAUAUUACCAGAGGGGAAUACCCUCCCCUCUUCUACCUACUACGCAGAAAAGCUAAUGUGUCCUUUUGGGUUAGAUUAUGUCAAGAUCCAUGCAUGCCGGAAUGAUUGUAUACUCUAUCGAAAAGAGUAUGAAAAUUUGGAUAAGUGUCCAAAGUGCGGCGAAUCACGCUACAAACGAACAGAUGGUGAUGAUCCAAAAAAGAAAGCCCCCCCGGCAAAGGUGAUAUGGUAUCUACCGAUAAUACCAAGGUUUAGGCGUCUGUUUGCAACUGAGAGUGAUGCUAAGAAUCUUAAGUGGCAUGAUGAAGGAAGAAAGAAAGAUGGGUUACUUAGGCAUCCGGCCGAUUCUCCGCAAUGGAGAAACAUUGAUAGGGCAUAUCCAGAAUUUAAAAAGGAGGUUAGAAAUCUUAGACUUGGUUUAUGUACGGACGGGAUGAACCCGUAUGGUACACUUAGCAGUCAAUGGAGCACAUGGCCGGUCUUAUUAACGAUAUACAAUCUCCCUCCUUGGUUGUGUAUAAAGCGCAAGUACUUGAUGUUGUCACUUUUAAUUUCGGGGCCUAAACAACCCGGAAAUGACAUAGAUGUAUACUUGGCACCUCUCAUAGAUGAUUCGAAGCUAUUGUGGAAUGAAGGUGUUCCAAUGUAUGAUGCCCAUACCAAAACUGACUUCACUUUGCGGGCCAUGAUUUUUUGUACCAUUAAUGACUUUCCGGCUUACGGGAACUUGUCUGGGUACAAGAUUAAAGGAGAGAAGGCAUGCCCUAUUUGUGAGGAGGAGAUGACACCAGAAUGGUUGGACUACUUCAAAAAAAAUGUGUAUCUGGAAUUCAGAAAGUUUCUCCCUCGUCAUCACCCAUAUCGUAAGAAGAAAAGGCAAUUCAAUGGGUGCACGGAGGAAAGACAAGAUCGUACGCCUUUGACUGGAAAACAAAUUUAUGAGAAGAUCAAGAAUAUUGAAACGAGUUAUGGUAAAUGCGGAAAACAGGAAAAAACACCGAAGACUGUUCUUUGGAAAAAAGUCUCAAUAUUUUGGGAUCUUCCAUAUUGGAAAGAUUUGUCAGUCCGACAUUGCCUUGAUGUGAUGCACAUUGAAAAGAAUGUAUGUGAUGCUAUUAUUGGUACAUUGUUGAACAUAACUGGAAAGACAAAGGACGCUAAAAAGGUGCGACUAGACUUGAAAAAAAGGAAUAUUCGACCAGAGUUGUGGCCUGUGGAUAAGGAGGGUAUGAAGAAGUCAUAUUUGCCUCCGGCUUGCUACACAUUGUCCCGUCAAGAAAAGCGAAUUUUAUGUGAAUGUCUAUAUAACAUCAAGGUACCUUCAGGGUACUGUGCGAACAUGAAAAGACUAGUUUCUUUGACCGACUUGAAGUUAAUGGGUAUGAAAUCCCAUGAUUGUCAUGUGAUGAUGCAAGUUUUUUUGCCAGUUGCUCUGCGUGGAAUUUUACCAAAGCAUGUGAGACAUAUCAUUGUUAAGUUGUGUAUGUUUUUCAACACGAUUUCUAGCAAAGUGAUCGACCCGGAAAAACUAGAUGCACUUCAAGCUGAUAUAGUUGAAACGUUAUGUAAAUUAGAGAUGUAUUUUCCACCAUCCUUUUUUGAAAUCAAUCUGCAAGCUUAA